Equus caballus (horse) is the source of this 2059-nucleotide messenger RNA. RefSeq names its product small nuclear ribonucleoprotein U11/U12 subunit 35 (gene SNRNP35). Lineage: Eukaryota; Metazoa; Chordata; Mammalia; Perissodactyla; Equidae. Gene Ontology annotation, molecular function: snRNA binding; mRNA binding. Gene Ontology annotation, cellular component: precatalytic spliceosome; U12-type spliceosomal complex. The record is from RefSeq and is a predicted model, not a curated record. Gene Ontology annotation, biological process: mRNA splicing, via spliceosome.
GGUCCAGUCAGGCAAGGACGGAGAAUCUCCCGUCGCUUGGAGCUCGGCCGCCGUCUCCGUGGGAAAGGAAGCCUGAGCCUCGCUGAGUUCCCCAGCAUUUAUCAGAAAGUGUCCUGGCAUCUGGAGAUGAACUAAGGCAGGCACUAGAUUGAAGAGUGUUUAUUGUGCGUUGGGCAAAACGUGGUCAGUGAGACAGAAGACGUGCGAUGAGCUAUGGGAGAGCAGUCCCCAAGCUGGUUUUCCUAGGACCAUUGUAAAGUCUCUGAAAGACAAGUUUGGAUUUUGAUCCUUGUUGCCACAUUAUAACAUCACGUGACCAUGAACGAUUGGAUGCCCAUCGCCAAGGAGUAUGACCCACUUAAAGCUGGCAGCAUCGAUGGCACCGAUGAAGACCCACAUGAUCGCGCGGUCUGGAGGGCAAUGCUGGCACGAUACGCCCCCAACAAAGGCGUCACAGGAGACCCCCUCCUCACCCUGUUUGUGGCAAGACUAAACUUGCAGACCAAAGAGGAGAAGUUAAAGGAAGUAUUUUCCCGCUACGGGGACAUCCGGCGGCUUCGGCUGGUGAGGGACUUGGUGACAGGCUUUUCAAAGGGCUACGCCUUCAUCGAAUACAAAGAGGAGCGUUCUCUGAUCAAAGCCUACCGAGAUGCAGACGGCCUGGUGAUUGACCAGCACGAGAUAUUUGUGGACUAUGAACUGGAAAGGACUCUCAAAGGGUGGAUUCCUCGGCGACUUGGAGGAGGUUUGGGGGGAAAAAAGGAAUCUGGGCAACUGAGAUUUGGGGGGCGGGAUCGGCCUUUUCGAAAACCCAUUAAUUUGCCAGUUGUUAAAAACGAGCAGUAUAGAGAGGGGAAGAGGGAAAAGAGGGAGCGGUCUCGAUCCCGAGAAAGACACUGGGACUCGAGGACAAGGGAUCGAGACCAUGACCGGGGCCGGGAGAAGAGAUGGCAGGAAAGAGAGCCAACCAGGGUGUGGCCUGAAAGUGACUGGGAGAGAGAGAGGGACUUCAGAGAUGACAGGGUCAAGGGGAGGGAGAAGAGGGAGAGACGAGAGUAGAGCCCCCCCCCCACCACCAGCCCCCAGACGAAGGUACAGCGUGAGGAAAAGCACAGAGCCAUCGGCGUUGCUUGCGUACAAAGCCCAACGCCUGAAUAAAACUUCGUGAUGACACUGGGGUUGGGAGUAAGUUUUCUUUCCAAUGUGGAAUCCAGGUUCAAGCUGAACCUUCUGAGUGUCUCUUCAUUUUAUAGUUCAAUGGACACAUUAUUUAAUAAGCUCGAGAACCAAUUUUGUACUCCCUGGAAUCUGUAUGGAAGAGCACGUGUAAGGAGUCACCGUUCGCAUUUAAUUGGGCAGUAGAAAAUUUAAGAAUUUGAUUUUCUCCCAUCUGUUGGACAUGACCAUUUUGAGGGCUUGGCAAGAAGAGGUGAUGACCAAAAAUUAUUUGUAUUGCUCUCAGACUCCUGGGAACCCGAAUCGGACCAGAAUAAGUGGUAUCUUUUCCAUCUUCAUAUCCACGAUGCAAGGGUCUGCUGAAUUGAAAUAAAAAUGGGCUAGAAAAGAAUCCCAAGGAGAAUGUCCAGAGACUUAAUCCCAAAGCCAGUCUGAGCAGUGGGCCCGGUCGGUGACCCGCUGCUCUUGAGCCCCUGUAACUCCACUCAGGAGCCACAUGCUGACUACCUUUUCUCUUUCCUUUUUUGGUGGGGAGGCUGGCAUUUAAAAUGAAAAACCAAAGUUGCAGGGCUAUGGGGCCCUGAUCCUUGGCAGUCUUCCAGCCCUUUGAAAAGAUAAAGCUCAAAAGCAUGAGAGGAAAAUGAAAAUGAAGAGAAAUCAGUGAGAGGUUUGUGUCUGGUUCCAAUGGAUUGAUUCGUCUGUCUCGAUCAUCCAGCCUCUGGUUUGUCUGAAAGCUGGUUAUGCUGACCUGUUUCUGAGGGCUUUGGGUAAGGACGAUACUGUUCACAUGGUUUUCAAAAAAGUAUAUUUAGCAUUUUUGUUUUAUCAAUGGCCUUAUCUUUGAAAGUUCAGGUUCUUAAAAUUAAAGAUGUUCCAUGCAAAA